AUGCUUGAGUGGAUUGAGAUCUGGGGGACUCUGAAGGCCAAGUCACCCCCUUUAACUUUCUGUCAUGUUCUCCAAAGCACUGAGCAACGUCUGCAGGGCAGCAGGGAGCUAAUCCUGAGGAACGAGGACUCCAGGAUACUGGUGGUGGUGAAGAGGUGGUCCAGACGAUGGCUGGACUGGAGGAGAGAGAUCGAGCUGCUGGCAGAUCUCGCCUACAACGGCUUGACAACGUUCUCAGGUUAUCAGACUCUGGGUGAAGAGUACGUGGGCAUUAUCCAGGUGGACCCCACUAAACAGCAGAUCCCGUCUCGGGCCAGACGAGGCCUCUUCAUCCUCUGCCAUGCCCUCUUUCCUUAUCUCCUGGACAAGCUCCUGGUGUGCCUGGAAAACGAGCUGGAGGCCGCUCAGGAGGGUCACCGCAGUGUCCGCCGGCGACAGCCAGCGUCCGGGCUGUGGAGCCUGGAGGCCUGGCUGAGGGGGCGGGUGGGCCGGGCCGUGGGGCUGCUGUCGGAGCCCCAGAGGAGGGCGUGUCUGCCAGCUGUGUUUGUUGUCCAGCAGGGUCUGGCCCUCCUGCACCGGCUCCACGUGGCUCUGUUCUACAUCAGCGGCUCCUUCUAUCACCUGUCCAAGAGGGCGGCCGGCAUCAGCUACGUGCGUGUGCUGGCGCUGAGCGGUGCCGACGCCUCCAUCAGGAGCAGCUACAGGCUGCUGGGGGUCGUGUCCAUCCUCCAGCUGCUCAUCACCGUCUGCCUGCAACUCAACAACUUCAAGCAGAGACAGAGAGCCCGGCAGGAGUGGAAGCUCUACCGGACCCUCAGUCCUCAGCACUCUCAGAGCUCCAGCCCCAGAGCUGCUCGCUGCAUCCUGUGCCUGGAGGAGAGGAGACACACCACCUCCACCCCAUGUGGACACCUGUUCUGCUGGGAGUGCAUCACCGAGUGGUGCAACACCAAGGCGGAGUGCCCGCUGUGUCGGGAGAAGUUCCAGCCUCACAGACUGGUGUACCUGAUGAACUACAGGUAGAACCAGAACCAGGUGCUGCCACACUGACGCUCAGCGCCGCUGGAUCGGCGUCCAGCAGUCACCCUGAACUCACACCCGACCUACACGGGUUCCUGUUGAUGUUGUUUUGAUUAAUUGCCUCUCAUUAAGAGAAGUUUUUGAUUGAGAAUUAAAUUUUGGAUUGUAUCAGUCAGAUCAUGUAAACACUAAUGAAUAUGUAAAUGUUACCAGAGUUAAUAAAGUGGGACACCAUCCAGA
Molecule: messenger RNA, 1260 nt
Organism: Stegastes partitus (bicolor damselfish)
Lineage: Eukaryota; Metazoa; Chordata; Actinopteri; Pomacentridae
Gene: pex10
Product: peroxisomal biogenesis factor 10
Exons: 6
Coding region: 1-1023 (340 amino acids)
Biological process (GO): protein import into peroxisome matrix
Cellular component (GO): peroxisomal membrane
Molecular function (GO): zinc ion binding
Source: RefSeq, a predicted model, not a curated record